Molecule: messenger RNA, 891 nt
Organism: Solanum verrucosum
Lineage: Eukaryota; Viridiplantae; Streptophyta; Magnoliopsida; Solanales; Solanaceae
Product: thaumatin-like protein
Exons: 2
Coding region: 56-793 (245 amino acids)
Biological process (GO): defense response
Cellular component (GO): extracellular region
Source: RefSeq, a predicted model, not a curated record
CUUCCACUCCCCACUAACUCAGUAUACCUGAGCUUCAGCUUCUCAAAGUGUCAAAAUGCAGAUUUUGACUCAUCUACUAUGUAUUGCACUCUGUCUAUACCUCUUUCUUGUCAGCACAAAUGGGACACAAAUUAUUCUAGUUAACAACUGCAGAAGAAGCAUAUGGCCAGGAAUUCUUGGGAAUACAGGGAAGAUGACUCCUAAAGAUGGUGGCUUUCAUAUGAGAAGUGGUGACGAGGUAGUCUUCGAUGUGCCUAAGAAGUGGUCGGGUAGGAUAUGGGCCAGGCAGAAUUGUCACUUUAAUAAGACUGGUCAAGGCUCAUGUGAUACUGGAGACUGUAAUGGUCAAUUAAAAUGCCGGGGGUUAGGAGGUAAGCCACCGGCUACUGUUGUAGAAAUGACACUAGGUUCAUCAAUUUCACCCCUGCAUUUCUACGACGUGAGCUUAGUCGAUGGCUUCAACGUACCAGUUUCAAUGAGACCAGUAGGUGGAGGAGCAGGUUGUGGUGUGGCGGAGUGUGAUGUUGAUCUGAAUAUAUGCUGUCCAUCUGCACUAGAAGUGAAGGUUGAUGGGAAAGUGGUAGGGUGCAAGAGUGCUUGCUUGGCUAUACAAUCAGCCAAGUACUGCUGCACAGGGAAGUUUGCAGAUCCCAAAACUUGCAAACCUACUAUUUUUGCUCAUCUAUUUAAGGCCAUCUGCCCCAAGGCUUACAGUUAUGCAUUUGAUGAGUCUUCUAGCCUAAACAGGUGUAGGGCUACAAGGUAUGUCAUUAUCUUUUGCCCUCCAAAAUAAGAGUUCUGGGAAUCUGUAAUACAAGUUUCAUGUACCUUAGGACUGGAUGGAAACACAUGUCCAUCUAGAGGCAGUUUGUUGUCCUCUACUUAUGUAAC